AUGAAGCAAGUAGAACAGCAAAUCCCUCCAGUGUGGGCACCAGAAGCAGCCUUCAUGGAGCAAGAGAAUCAUAACCUGCUAUCGGAUUCAUCUUAUAUCCUCGAACAUGAAAGCUCCGGGUUCCUCGAAAACGACAACCAUGGCUUCUUUCUUACCCCUCCUUACCCAUAUUCAUCUUAUGCGGUCCCUCAAAAUCUAGACUUGUCGGAGUUUCCCACCUGGAGCUAUUCUAGUCAGAGUGUCGAGCCUCAUCUCCCGACGGACGAUGAAGCUUUCAGUUUCUCAGACCAAUUUGUUCAAAAUGAAUCCAUUCUCAACAACAACAACAGCAGCAGCAGCAGCAACAAUAUCGUCGGAUCCUCUAUUGGCGACUACAGCUACCAGUCGCACUGGGCUUCCAGUAACCCGAGUGAUUCGGGCUUCUGGGGAGCAUGGGACACGCCAGAGUUCAUUCCGAGCCCGCUGGGUUUUGACUAUGAACUCUUGAAUCCUCACCCAUUUAUGUCAGAAUCCCUGGCGGGUCUUUCAUUCCCAGAAUCGUCUCUAUAUUGGAAACCAAAGGCAGGUCUUCCUUUAUCAUGUCCUCAGAGAGACUAA
Aspergillus ochraceoroseus IBT 24754 is the source of this 597-nucleotide messenger RNA. RefSeq lists its product as uncharacterized. The transcript has a single exon. Lineage: Eukaryota; Fungi; Ascomycota; Eurotiomycetes; Eurotiales; Aspergillaceae. Bases 1 to 597 code for a protein of 198 amino acids. The record is from RefSeq and is a predicted model, not a curated record.